Molecule: messenger RNA, 2628 nt
Organism: Hippoglossus stenolepis (Pacific halibut)
Lineage: Eukaryota; Metazoa; Chordata; Actinopteri; Pleuronectiformes; Pleuronectidae
Gene: klc2
Product: kinesin light chain 2
Exons: 14
Coding region: 142-2037 (631 amino acids)
Biological process (GO): microtubule-based movement
Cellular component (GO): kinesin complex; membrane-bounded organelle; cytoplasm
Molecular function (GO): kinesin binding
Source: RefSeq, a predicted model, not a curated record
CUUUACUCUGAAGGUCCCCCCGGAAGCAGUUGGUUUUCCGUUAGCGCGCCUGCCGCCGGAGCAUCACAACAUUGUCCUGCUUUGUUCCCGGGAUCGAACGCGUCGCCCUCUUCUCACAUGAAGCGUGCAUGAAACCAGGCAAUGUCCACCAUGGUGUAUCCACGAGAAGAAGCCCUGGAGCGCCUGAGCCAGGAUGAGAUCGUCCUCAACACCAAGGCCGUCAUGCAGGGCCUGGAGACCCUGCGGGGGGAGCACGCCCAGCUCCUCAACUCCCUGCUGGACUGCACCCAGCCCCCCGUCGCCCAGGAGAAGUCCGGCCUGCUCCGCAAGAGCCUGGAGGCCAUCGAGCUCGGCCUGGGAGAAGCACAGGUGAUCAUCGCCCUGUCCAGCCACCUGAGCGCCGUGGAGUCGGAGAAGCAGAAGCUGCGCGCCCAGGUGCGUCGCCUCUGCCAGGAGAACCAGUGGCUGCGGGACGAGUUGGCCGGGACGCAGCACAAGCUGCAGCGCAGCGAGCAGAGCGUGGCCCAGCUGGAGGAGGAGAAGAAGCACCUGGAGUUCAUGAACCAGAUCAAGAAGUUCGACGAUGACGUGUCGCCGUCGGAGGAGAAGAGCCAGGGCUCAGGUGGAGGGGGGGGGAGCGGAGGAGGAGACACCUCCAAGGACAGUUUGGACGACUUGUUCCCCAACGACGAUGACCAAGGACCAGCUCAGCCCAGUGGGGAGGUGGCGGCCCAGCAGGGAGGCUACGAGAUCCCAGCGCGCCUCAGGACGCUGCACAACCUGGUGAUCCAGUACGCCUCCCAGGGGAGGUACGAGGUGGCCGUGCCGCUGUGCAAACAGGCCCUGGAGGACCUGGAGAAGACGUCUGGACGCGACCACCCCGACGUCGCCACCAUGCUCAACAUCCUGGCCCUGGUGUACAGAGACCAGAACAAGUACAAGGAGGCAGCUCACCUCCUGAACGACGCCCUGGCCAUCAGGGAGAAGACGCUGGGGAAGGAUCAUCCCGCUGUGGCUGCCACGCUCAACAACCUGGCUGUGCUGUACGGAAAGAGGGGCAAGUACAAGGAGGCUGAGCCGCUCUGCAAGAGGGCGCUGGAGAUCCGAGAGAAGGUGCUGGGGAAGUACCACCCCGACGUGGCCAAGCAGCUGAACAACCUGGCGCUGCUGUGUCAGAACCAGAGCAAGUACGACGAGGUGGAGUACUACUACCGACGAGCCCUGGAGAUCUACGAGUCCAAACUGGGAGCCGACGACCCCAACGUGGCCAAGACCAAAAACAACCUGGCCACAUGCUACCUGAAGCAAGGGAAGUUCAAAGAUGCCGAGUCUCUGUACAAGGAGAUCCUGACCCGGGCUCACGAGAAAGAGUUUGGAUCCGUCAACAAUGACAACAAGCCGAUCUGGAUGCACGCAGAGGAGAGAGAGGAGAGCAAGGGAAAACGCAGGGACUCUGGCCCGUAUGUGGAGUACGGGAGCUGGUAUAAGGCCUGCAAGGUGGACAGCCCCACGGUGAACACCACCCUGAAAAGCCUGGGAGCGCUGUACCGUCGUCAGGGUAAACUGGAAGCAGCAGAGACUCUGGAGGAGUGCGCCAGCAAGUCACGGAAACAGGGCAUCGAUGCCAUUAACCAGAGCAAAGUGGUGGAGCUGCUGAAGGACGGAGGAGCCGGCGGCAGCGACAGACGACACAGCAGGGAGGGAAUCAACGGACCUGGGGGACAGCGGGGGGAGGGCGAGGGCGAUGACUCUGCCGAGUGGAACGGGGACGGGAACGGGUCUCUGCGCCGCAGCGGCUCCUUCGGGAAGAUCCGCGACGCUCUGAGGAGGAGCAGCGAGAUGCUGGUGAAGAAGCUGCAGGGGAGCGGCCCUCAGGAACCUCGGAACCCAGGGAUGAAGAGAGCGAGUUCCCUCAACUUCCUCAACAAGAGCACCGAGGAGACCACGCAGGACUGUUGCAGGACGCCGCCUCCGGACUGUCGGACUGCAGGGGGCUCAGCGCCAGCAACGUGGACCUGUCCAGACGCAGCUCCCUGAUUGGCUAGGACAGCGGCGGGAGGCGGGACAGAGCAGGCACCGAGCGCCCGGCAGGAGAGGCUGCUUGCAGCUCGGUUUGAUCAAAACAAACGCACCUAAAGCUUAAAGCACCUGCAGCAUCAUUUUAAAGACCAUCACCACACGAAGACGUGACCCUGCUGCUUCACUGUACAAACAUCAGAGAAUAUUUAGAUACACAUUUAUGAGCAUGCUGCUUCGAUCGCUGCACCUGAACGCCUCGUGUUUUUUGACUCAAAGCACCGUAGCAAAACCUCGUAUCCACGAUGUGACGAGUCCGUUUCCUCCAUCUACUCGUGUGCAGACAUUUAGCCUCAGCUAGGCUAACAGCUAACCCAGUUUCAGUUGAGUUCAGAUCUGUAUAUUUCACUAGUAGCAUGAAAUAUUCACUGAGGCUAAACAUCAAAUACAGACGGUAAAAAAGGUACAAUUAGAUUUGACCUGUCUGAAAGAGAAAAGAAGCAAUCGUUGCAACUGUUCGUCAAAAAACAGCGCUCAUCAUGUAAACCUCACUUUUUGCCUUGUUUUUUAUGUAUAUACAGUUUUAAAUUAUUUGAUAUUUCGUUCUUUGUA